This is a messenger RNA of Paramecium pentaurelia, 1165 nucleotides long. Lineage: Eukaryota; Ciliophora; Oligohymenophorea; Peniculida; Parameciidae. The record is from the annotation of a GenBank genome assembly.
AUGUUAUCAAUUUAGAAAGUAAAUAUUGCCACUCUCUAUAACAGAAAUGAAGAAUAUAAAUCAUGUAAUCGUGAGACUGAUAGAGAAGAUGGUUCUAAAAUUUGUAUAUCUCUAUAAUAAUUUUAGAAAAGUUUAAAGAAUUACUAAAUUAAAAUAUUAUCCCUAUCAAUGAACUACUUCAUUUAGCUUGGUCAGGAGUGCCUAGUGAACUCAGAAGUACUGUAUGGAGAUUAUUACUUAAAUAUUAAUCUCCAAAUAGGGAUGCAAAUGUAUAUUGGAUAAUAGACUUGGUUAGUUUACAAUCAUAGAGAGAAAAAGAAGUGUAUACUUUGGAAUGUGUGAUAUUUAUUUUGCCAAAAAUCAGCAAUAUGAUGAAAGAGAGAAAAAGAUAUUAAAAUAAAUAUCAGAAGAUGUUAAGCGUACAAUACCAGACUCUUCAGUGUUUAGAAAUCUUUAAAUUUAAACUUUAUUAGAGAGGAUCCUUUUUAUUUGGAAUAUACGUAAUCCUGCUUGUGGAUAUGUAUAAGGAAUGAAUGAUAUUGUUGCUCCUUUUUUAGUUGUAUUUUUGUCUGACUAUGUUGAUAUUGACACAACUAAAUUACAAUUUAUUAAUGAAAAACAAUUAGAUCAUUUAGAUUAAAGGUUGAUAAGAUAAGUAGAAGCUGACUCUUAUUGGUGUCUUUGUAAAUUAUUAGAAAGUGUUCUUGAUAACUAUACUAAUUCAUAACCAGGAUUGGUUAGAUUUUAUAAUAAAUUUAAGGAGAUAUUGUAAGCAUUAGAUAAAAAGCUUUAUGAACAUCUUACUACUUCAUUAUGUAAGAAUUUAUUUUUUAAUAAUAGCAAUGGAAUUAUAUGCAUUCAUUUUUAAAUGGAGUACAUGUAUGUUAUUAAGAAUGUUUUAAUUUGAAGUUGGAUUAAGAUUAUUUGAUACUUUAUUAGCAGAGGAAAAUAGUAUAUUAUUAUAAUAAUUAUAGACUAUUUUGAACUGUGUCUCUUUAUUAUUAUUUCUAUUUUAAUGAAAUUUUCUCUUAAAAUUUAGAAAUUAUAAUAUGAUGAAAUAAUGAUUCUUCUAGAAAAGAUACCUACAAGAGAAUGGUCAGAAUCAGAUUUGAGUCUUUGUUUAUCAGAGGCUUAUGCUUACUAAAGGAUUUUUUCUAAAAAAUGA